This is a messenger RNA of Chrysochloris asiatica (Cape golden mole), 531 nucleotides long. RefSeq names its product cyclin-dependent kinase inhibitor 2D (p19, inhibits CDK4) (gene CDKN2D). Bases 31 to 531 code for a protein of 166 amino acids. Lineage: Eukaryota; Metazoa; Chordata; Mammalia; Afrosoricida; Chrysochloridae. The record is from RefSeq and is a predicted model, not a curated record. Gene Ontology annotation, biological process: regulation of cyclin-dependent protein serine/threonine kinase activity; negative regulation of cell population proliferation. Gene Ontology annotation, molecular function: protein kinase binding; cyclin-dependent protein serine/threonine kinase inhibitor activity. The transcript is spliced from 2 exons. Gene Ontology annotation, cellular component: nucleus.
UGGGGGGCUUCGCAGACCGUCGGUGUCGCCAUGCUGCUGGAGGAGGUCCGUGCUGGCGACCUGCUGAGCGGGGCCGCAGCCCGAGGCGACGUGCAGGAGGUGCGCCGCCUUCUGCACCGCGAGCUGAUGCACCCAGACGCCUUGAAUCGCUUUGGCAAGACAGCGCUGCAGGUCAUGAUGUUUGGCAGCCCCACCAUUGCCCUGGAGCUGCUGAAGCAAGGGGCUUGCCCCAAUGUCCAGGACAUCUCCGGCACCACUCCAGCUCACGAUGCCGCUCGCACUGGAUUUCUGGACACCCUGAAGGUCCUGGUGGAGCAUGGCGCCGACGUGAACAGACCUGAUAGCAGUGGAGCACUCCCCAUCCACCUGGCAGUACGGGAGGGCCACGAAGCAGUGGUCAGCUUUCUGGCUGCUGAGUCUGAUCUCCAUCACAGGAACGCCUGGGGGCUCACGCCCCUGGAGCUCGCUAGGCAGAGAGGGGCUCAGAACCUCAUGGACAUUCUGCAGGGGCACCUGGUGGCCCCGCUGUGA